This is a messenger RNA of Helianthus annuus (common sunflower), 1956 nucleotides long. Its product is annotated as serine/threonine protein phosphatase 2A 57 kDa regulatory subunit B' beta isoform. The record is from RefSeq and is a predicted model, not a curated record. Gene Ontology annotation, biological process: signal transduction. The transcript is spliced from 2 exons. Gene Ontology annotation, cellular component: protein phosphatase type 2A complex. Gene Ontology annotation, molecular function: protein phosphatase regulator activity. The coding region runs from base 399 to 1838 and encodes 479 amino acids. NCBI's taxonomy places the organism in Eukaryota, Viridiplantae, Streptophyta, Magnoliopsida, Asterales, Asteraceae.
UCUACUUGUCACUCUCACCUUUCAAUCUCCCCCAAUUUCAAUAUUAUUAUCACUCACUCACUCACCCACUCACUCUAUCUCUCUCUCCAUUAUCGCCACCAAUCACCACCGCCGGUCACCGGAUCGCCACCACCGCCGGUCACUCCAUUCUCAUCCGUACCGGUACAACCAACACCUUUCACUUUUUCUUCCGCUUUAAUCGCUAAAUCACUGACCUAGGGUUUUAAACUCUUAAUUUUAGCACAAUCAUUAGAUUCACUGAUAAUAUACCGUAGAUAGUAACAUAUUUUAAGUUAUUAUAACAUAUGUUAGGGUUAGUUAGUUUACUCUAUUGAUUUGUUGGAUUAGAAGAUUGAAAACUAUAAGAUUGAAAACUAUAGGAUUGAAAUAUAUAGAAUAUGUUGAAUAAAAUUAUGAAGCGAGGGCAACGGAAGCCGAAACCGGAUACUGAUGGUUACGGUUAUCCGGUAUCUGGAAACCGGAACUCUGAAUCGGUUUCGACGUCGAAUGUUGUUGCUAAUCAGUCGUUACGCAGUGGUUCUGCUUCGAGUGCUAAUAAUUUGGUGUCCGGUGGAGCUGUGGAUGCUCUGCCGAUGUUUAGAGAUGUUCCGGGGUCGGAACGACAGAAUUUGUUUGUUAGGAAGUGUCAGGUGUGUUGUGUGCAGUUUGAUUUUUCGGAUACGUUGAAAAUGGUUAGGGAGAAGGAGGUUAAAAAGUUGAGUUUAGUUGAGCUUGUGGAUUAUGUACAGUCGGGUUCGGGGAAGAUUAGCGAGAGUAAUCAAGAGGAAAUGGUUCGGAUGAUUUCGGUUAAUAUAUUUAGGUGUUUGCCGCCUAGCUGUUAUGAACACACAGGGUCGGAGAACGUUGAAGCAGAUGAGGAAGAACCGUAUCUUGAUCCGUCGUGGUCGCAUUUACAGCUUGUUUAUGAGCUUCUUUUGAGGUAUGUCGUGUCGUCGGAUACGGAUGCAAAGGUUGCGAAACGUUUCAUUAAUCAUUCGUUCGUUUUGAAGUUGCUAGACAUGUUUGAUUCCGAGGACCAACGUGAGCGCGAAUAUUUAAAAACUAUUUUACACAGAAUAUACGGGAAGUUUAUGGUACACCGUCCGUUUAUUAGGAAAGCGAUUAAUAAUAUAUUCUAUAGGUUUAUCUAUGAAACACAACGACAUAACGGUAUAGGUGAGUUGUUGGAAAUACUUGGAAGUAUAAUUAACGGUUUUGCAUUACCAAUGAAAGAGGAACACAAGUUGUUUCUUGUUAGGGCGCUUAUACCGCUUCACAAGCCUAAAUCGGUUGCUAUGUAUCAUCAGCAGCUUUCGUAUUGUAUCACUCAGUUUGUAGAAAAGGAUAAUAAGUUGGCGGAUACUGUUAUAACGGGUUUGCUUAAAUGUUGGCCGAUUACUAAUUGUCAAAAGGAAACUCUUUUUCUUGGGGAGCUUGAAGAAGUGUUGGAAGCAACUCAAGCGGCGGAAUUCCAACGGUGCAUGGUUCCUCUUUUCAGACAAAUCGCUCGGUGUCUUAAUAGCCCUCAUUUUCAGACAGCAGAACGAGCUCUAUUCUUGUGGAACAACGAGCAUAUCGUAAGCCUAAUUGCUCAAAACCGCAAUGUGAUUUUACCAUUAGUCUUUGAAGCACUCGAGAACAACAUUCAAUCUCACUGGAACCAAGCAGUGCAUGGGUUGACGGUUAAUGUCCGUAAAAUGUUUCAAGAAAUGGAUGCAAAAUUGUUUGAGGAGUGCCAGAAGCAAUAUGCCGAGAAACGGGCCCACGCCAGCGAGGCAGACAAGCAGCGUGAGCUGACAUGGCAAAAAUUAGCCGAUGCUGCCAACAGAACACAGUGAAAGAUUUUACACCGUCGUGUCUUUUUUUUAAAUUUUCUGUGGUUAAACAUCAAAGAUUAUUAGGUAUAAAAACGAUAAUUUUAAAUAGCAGAUUAAUAGAAACUUUUUCGUUACAGUC